AGAAAGAGGCGGAGGAGGAGGGGGAGGAGAAAUAGGAGAAGGAGGAGGAGAAAGAAGAGGAGGAGGAGGAGGUGAACAACUUACCCCGCUGAGCUUUCUUUGGGGAAUACGUGCAUCAAGGUUUAGAUCUGCAUGUAAAAUCCAUACAAAGUAUCUGCCACUACAAGUCUGACUCUCCUCCCUACCCCGUUUGUUUGUUUUUUUUUUCUUUCCCUUUUCUCUGCUGUCAGAAAGACUGAAACAGAACUAUCUCUGUUUCUGGCUCCACUGCCAGUGAAGGAGUUUUCAUUCAGACUUUCCGAAGAGAGGUGGAGAAACCUAAAGACUCAGGAGAAGAAGAGGUCCUUUGAGCCAGAUGGGGCAUUAGUUCUUCUGCUUUUCUCAGCAUGGAUAAGCCCUUUCUUCAAGGAUUUUCUGAUGCGCCCUAAGAUCCAUGUAACUACAAGGGCUCUUUAUCACCACAAGUGCCACCCUGACCCCAAACCACUCAGAACUCAAGAAUCAAGGCAAAAUGGAUGCCGCAGUGACAGAUGAUUUCCAACAAAUCCUGCCUAUUGGACAGCUGCGCUCUACUCACGCGAGCAAUGAUUAUGUGGACCGUCCUCCAGUCCCCUGUAAACAGGCCCUCUCCAGCCCUUCCCUUAUCGUGCAAACCCACAAAUCUGAUUGGUCCCUGGCUACCAUGCCUACUGCUCUCCCACGCAGUCUCAGCCAGUGCCAUCAAUUGCAGCCCUUGCCUCAGCAUCUGAGCCAAUCUAGCAUUGCCAGCUCAAUGUCCCAUAGCACCACUGCCUCUGAUCAAAGGCUCUUGGCCAGCAUUACGCCCUCACCUUCAGGCCAGUCCAUCAUCCGAACCCAGCCUGGAACAGGAGCCCACCCAAAGGCUGAUGGUGCUCUGAAGGGAGAAGCUGAGCAAUCUGCCGUGCACCCCAGUGAGCACCUCUUCAUCUGCGAGGAGUGUGGGCGCUGCAAAUGUGUCCUCUGUACGGCAGCUCGCCCUCUCCCCUCCUUCUGGCUGUGCAACCAGCGUUGCCUUUGCUCCGCUGAGAGCCUCCUCGAUUAUGGCACUUGUCUCUGCUGUGUUAAGGGCCUCUUCUACCACUGUUCUACUGAUGAUGAAGACAACUGCGCUGAUGAGCCCUGCUCCUGUGGGCCUGGCUCUUGCUUCGUCCGCUGGGCAGCCAUGAGCCUCAUCUCCCUCUUCUUACCCUGCCUGUGCUGCUACCUGCCUACCCGUGGAUGCCUCCAUCUGUGCCAGCAGGGCUAUGAUAGUCUUAGGCGACCAGGCUGCCGCUGUAAAAGGCACACCAACACUGUGUGCAGAAAAAUCUCUUCUGGUAGCGCGCCCUUCCCCAAGGCCCAGGAGAAGUCUGUAUGACCUUCCCACAAGAGGGAUCCAGUGCUUUCUCCUUCUAGGCCCCAUCAAUAAAGCAUAGGCCUCAUCUUUGAAGAAGGGGAGGAGGAGAAAAGUAGCCAAGCCAAAGUUAGGGCUCACCAAUUUCGUUCCUGCAGUGUCAGGGGAAUGGUCAAGUACAUCCUGGUGCAGGAUGCCUUGCUCUUUCUCACAGUAUCUAUCCCACUCCUCCUCAGUCUUUUUACACCCACCAUCUCAGCCCUUAUGGCUGUCAUGGCAUAUUCAGGUGAUAUAUAAGCAUGAGAUUUGGACACUGAGGGCUGACAGAGCCAGCAACGUGGAGGUUUAGGGGCUCCCCAACGUAGUACCUCUCGAUGCAGGCUCUGAGUGUCACUCUGCUUUCCACAGUGCCUUUGGAAGCUUUCUUCUUAGAUGGUUUUCACAGGUCCACGUGGAACAGUGUUCAGUAUUCCAGGGAAUCUGACCCCUUCUCCGUCUACCGCCCCUCUGGUCUUUAGUCUUUUUCUCAUUUUCUCCUCUUCUUGCAUUACUCUGUUCUGUUCUCAUUCCCACUCCAUUCUCACCCUCUCUACUUUUACUUUUCCUCUCUUUUCUUUCUCUCUCUCUGCUUUCUUCUCCUUCCCUCCCUUUCUCUCAGACUAAUCCUUUCUCUGCCUGUAUUUCUGUCUUGUUUGAUCUAAUCUUUGUCUCCUUCUACCUGUCCCUCUUUCUCUCUCUAACACAUCAAAAAGUGCUGUUUUUCCGUAGGUGUUUCCUUUGACGCCAAACUUUGCUGUUAUACUAUUUACUAAUUUUUAUUGAGGGAAAUUGAUUACUGUAAUGAACUUAUCACUAGCAAUAGUGUGUGUGCACUCAUAACCACACUCGCCAGUUUAUGAGCAUAUGAGGCAAACUUAUCUUACAUUUCCAGGUUUAAUUAGUUGAAGUUUUACUCCCUUUCCCAAUGAUCAACUUACAGCACUGACAGAUUCCACUAGCCUGCUGAGUAGGAUAGUAAAUCAGGAUGCUCAUGACUUUGUAUGUCUGACCCACGUGCCAGAGGCAGGCGUGCUUUACAGCUAAGUGAACAAAGCAAAGGAUGUUACAGGUCUGCUCUUAGAAGCGAACUGCCUGAGACUGCAUGGCUCAGGCCUUAACAAUGGACAUAAAAAGCCAUAGAACUUCAGAGCUGGAAGGAUCUUGACUGUUAAUCUAGUUCAAUGCCCUUAUUUUACAGAUGGGAAAACUGAGGCCUGGAAAUAGGAAGGGAUCUGUCCAAGGCUACACACUGAGUUAAUAGAGUUGGGCCUGGCAUACAGGUCUUGUGACUCUUGGUUCAGUAUUCUCUAUUAACAAUGACAGAAAGCCAUUCCCAUUCAAUUUUCAGGAAUCAUGCCAAGCUAGUGUGGUGGUCUUUAUGUGGGGCACAGUGGGUAGCUAACUUUCAGGUGUCAAGGCUGCCCCCAGUGGACAUCACCUUUGGCUCUGUCACCUUGUAGAAGCUCAAGUGUGCAAAAGAAAAGCUUAAGGAAGCCCUAAUCAAGCUGUAUCUUCGCCAUUGCACCUACCCUUUGCUACACACUGUGCUUGCUCCUGGCUUUGUCUGCAGUGGCAGUUGCCUGAGAACCUAAAUUUCAGCAACAGUGGAAAACUGAGAUGGAAGAUGUAUAAUGCAGAGAACUGACUUCUCUCUUACGAAAUACCAAGAGCUUGUGCUGUGAAUCCCCUUCAAUGGGAAAAGGCUGCAGUGGUGAUAGCAGCCUCCCAAGGACUGCUGCUGAAAGAUGCAAGAAUUAGAUACAGUUUCCCUCUGUAAGUGAAUCCAAAAUUCACUACAGAAUUCAAAGAUUGAGGGCACUUGCUUGAAAUCAAGGUGCUCCAGACUCUAGCUUUAUAUCAUCAUCUCUUUUAAAGUGUGCAUGGGUAUGUAUUACAGGGUGGAAAGGUGGGGAGAAAUGUAUAGUCAUACGCAGGGGGAAGAAGAAGGGAACAUCCACGUCCCCUUGUCGGCUAUAUACUAUAGGAAUACGUGCCACUCAGUCUUUGUUGGUUCUGAAUCUCCCUGAAGUGUACUGACAUUUGGCCUGCAGAGACCCUCACCUUCUCUUUCACCUCCUCUUCUAGAAUUGCUUUGCUCUAUUUUUGUAUAUAUAAAUAUGUCAUGAUGAUUAUUAAUAAUGUUAAUGAUAUCGCUGCAAAUGGUGCCACAUGCAAGGUUUGGCUUCUUGGAACAUUUAUAACCCGAACCAGUACCUGCCACCUCUCAUGUUGCUUUCAAGUCCUUCCAUUUAAGUAACUUCUUUUUACCUUACAAGUCUGCCUGACUGACCUUUGAACUUAGCCACCCCUAAAAGCUGUGCCCGGUUUUCUGGGUCAAGCUGGAUGGUGAUGAGUAGCAACACACACUUCUCUUCGCUUCUGCCUGAAAUUUGCUUAAAGCUGAGAUAAGUAAGGAUUCUGACACUAGUGCAUUGUUCCUGGAGCUAAAGUUAUUCUAUGGAUGUUUGCUGAUUAGUUUCAGGACCCAAAACAACACAAGUCCCUCCUCCUUGAUAGCUCCUUCAUAUCUCAAUCCUGCAGUCCUUACUCAGGCAAAUUGUGCACUGCCAGAGGCUCUGGGCUCUGCCCUGGGCUCUGCCACACACCCAAAGGAGCUCUUCUCAGUGUAUUUCUAAAUGGCCUUACACUUGGUAGAAGAAACUGAACGGUUACGCCAAUGCAGUUGCAGUCUGCAAUCUGCUGAGUCAGGGCUCUCAUUUGUGUCCAAGUUGGCCUGAUAUGGACUGCAUCUGGUUUACGUAUAGAUGGGUCCUGUUGGGGUAUGCGCACAGACAUGUGAGUGUGCAUAUAUAUCCCCUCUGUGAGAUAUAUAUAUAUAUAUAUAUAUAUAUAUAUAUAUAUAUAU
Molecule: messenger RNA, 4259 nt
Organism: Aethalodelphis obliquidens (Pacific white-sided dolphin)
Lineage: Eukaryota; Metazoa; Chordata; Mammalia; Artiodactyla; Delphinidae
Gene: SPRY3
Product: sprouty RTK signaling antagonist 3
Exons: 2
Coding region: 512-1378 (288 amino acids)
Biological process (GO): animal organ development; negative regulation of MAP kinase activity; negative regulation of fibroblast growth factor receptor signaling pathway
Cellular component (GO): membrane; cytosol
Source: RefSeq, a predicted model, not a curated record